AUGCCGUCGCCGGACGCGGCGGCGAGGCACACGGGCGCCGGCGUGGCGCGUCGGCAGGCCCACCACGAGCGGAUGCGCGACGAGCGCGCUCGGGAGGCGGCCGCGGGCAACGCGGAGCUUCCGCCGGAGGACGACGCGGUCGAGAUGGUGAGCGCCGUCCAGCUGCUGGACAGCGUGGCGGAGGCGGGCCCGAACUACACCCUGCUGCGCAGCAAGGAGACGAAGGCGAAGCGGCGGAAGCGACAGCGCGAGGAUGGCAGGGCGGCGCUCAACGGCCACACUGUCCUGCCCACCGGAUCGCGCCUCGAGAUCUUCUGCGACACCGAGCGGUGGUACCCCGCGACCGUCAUGGGCCGGGAGGAGGACGGGGACGGACGGAUCGCGCACCAGGUCGAGUACGACGGCUACCCGGAUCGGCGGUGGUGGCACAUGCUGGACGACGAGCGGUGGCGAGCCGUCCCAGAGCAGGCCGGCACGGGCGCAGGAGGCGCCGCCGCAGACGCGGAGGACGACGAGCGGCAGGACGAGGCUGCGCGUGGCGACGAGCAGCCGAUGCUAGCGCCCCACGGGCCGGCGCUGUCGGUGCAGCUUCGGCGCGUGCGCCUGCAGCUGCGCGAGUUCCUUGCAACGCAGGCCGCGGCAGGGAAGAGCGUGCCGAUGCAGCGGACGGCCCUCGGUCUGCACCCGACGAUGCGGUGGACGAUCCGCUUCGGCAAGUGGCUGGCGACGACGCGAGUCAGAGCAUUGAGGGCGAGCCGGUGGCACGCGACCGAGCGGGGCGACGCGCGGGAGGAGGAGCCGACGGUGCGCACGGGUCGCGGCGAGAACACGGUCUACGUCGCGCUGCAGCACAUGAAGAACCACGUUACUGGCGAUAUUUAA
This is a messenger RNA of Emiliania huxleyi CCMP1516, 882 nucleotides long. RefSeq lists its product as hypothetical. The record is from RefSeq and is a predicted model, not a curated record. Bases 1 to 882 code for a protein of 293 amino acids. The transcript is spliced from 3 exons. NCBI's taxonomy places the organism in Eukaryota, Haptophyta, Isochrysidales, Noelaerhabdaceae.